This is a messenger RNA of Neurospora hispaniola, 942 nucleotides long. RefSeq names its product conidiation-specific protein con-10. The record is from RefSeq and is a predicted model, not a curated record. Lineage: Eukaryota; Fungi; Ascomycota; Sordariomycetes; Sordariales; Sordariaceae. The coding region runs from base 447 to 707 and encodes 86 amino acids. The transcript is spliced from 3 exons.
CUCCCUCCUGCCUCGACCGCUGCACGAGAUGGACAGGUUGAGAUCGACGAGACGGAUCGAAACCGACCUAUUUAGGUCGCUGUCAGAAUCUCAGCUGUUGGUAUACCGAAUCCGAUCUCUGUAGUGGGCAUCAUGUUGACAUCACCAUCUCUCAUUUUGAACCGAUUGCGAGAUGCAAAGGGCUACGAUAGUAUGCGGAUGAGACGAAAACGAACAUUCAGUGGCAGAUGGCAUCUCAUCAUACAAACUGACAUCACAAAUUCACAAUAGUCUGGUUGCUGGUAUACAUCAGUUGUUUUUGUGUAUAUAAGCAUCUCUUAUCCUCCUUCCAAUCGAACAAUAUCUUCUCCUCCAUCAAGCAACUCAUCAACAGAUAACAGCAUCUACUCAACAACUCCAACGCACAACUACUACCAAAUCACAUUCUCCUAAACAACAUCAUCAACAUGGCUGGCACUGGUAACGACAACCCCGGCAACUUCGCCAACCGCCCCAAGGAAGAGGUUCAGGCCAUCGCCUCCAAGGGUGGUCAGGCCAGCCACAGCGGUGGUUUUGCCAGCAUGGAUCCCGAGAAACAGCGCGAGAUUGCUUCCAAGGGCGGCAAGGCCUCCAGCGGCAGCUUUGAGCCUGGCUCCGAGAAGGCCCGCGAGGCCGGUCGUAAGGGCGGCAAGGCUUCCGGUGGCACUGGUGCCGACGACGAUGAGUAGAGGUCAUCAACCUACUACUGCGACUACCAUCAUCUGAUUUUGACCUGGCGCACGGGAUACGAAUUAAUGACUUUGGCCUUUGGAUGACGGAACUGUAAUAACAGCACGGGAUAUGACACGAGAUUGCAAUUGGGAUUUAUUUGGCUGGCGUGAGAAGGCGCACUCAGAUAAUUUUGCUUUAACUCGGUUAUCAUCUUUCUCUAGGCAACUGAAUGCUUUGACAAUUUGCUAAAAA